AUGAAGAUUGAAUUCGCUCCUCACCACAACCCGUGGGAGAGACGGCUUCAGACGGCUUCAGUGCUUCAGUGGUUCUUCUAUUUUUUCUGCAUGGGUCAGUGCUCCAUUGCCGUCUUCAUCCUCCUCCUCUUCACACGCUUCUGGCUGAUCAGCGCCCUCUAUGCUGUCUGGUGGGCGUUCGACUGGGACACCCCGAGCAAAACUGGGCGGCGCUCCCACCGGAUGCGGAAUUUGGUCAUCUGGCGAUACAUGAAAGAUUAUUUCCCGAUCUCACUGGUGAAGACGGCAGAUUUGGAUCCAUCCAAGGACUACAUCUUCGGCUUUCAUCCUCACGGCAUCUUGCCAGCUGGCGGCUUUAUUAAUUUCUGCACCGAAGCCGCCAGCUUUUCCAAACACUUCCCAGGCCUGAAGCCUCACCUGAUGACGAUGAGUAUGUGUUUCCGAGUCCCCUUUUUCCGGGAUUACGUGAUGAGUUCAGGUUUUAUUCCCUCGGACAAGGAAUCUGUUUCCUAUGUCUUGAGGAAGAAGGAAGGUGGGAAUAUUGUAGUCAUAGUUGUGGGAGGGGCCAAGGAAGCCCUAGAAGCCCGUCCCGGAGCUUACACCCUUGUGUUAGAGAACCGCAAGGGUUUCGUUCGACUGGCCAUAGAGAACAGCACGCCGCUCGUCCCCGUGUUCUCUUUCGGAGAGAAUGAACUGUACGAUCAGGUCGAAAACCCCAAAGGAUCCUGGCUGAGGUGGACACAAGAGCGUUUGCAGAAGAUCAUGGGACUCUCCCUGCCUCUCUUCUACACCAGGGGGAUCUUCCAGUACACCUUUGGGUUUAUUCCAUACCGGAAGCCAAUCUUCAUCGUGGUGGGAAAACCCAUUCAGCUGGUGAAGAAGCACAAUCCAAGCCAGGAUGAAGUUGAUGAGCUCCAUAAGAGAUACCUGGAGGAGCUCUGCAAGCUGUUUGAGGAGCAUAAAUUGAAGUACAACGUGCCAGAAGACACGCAUCUCUCUUUCGUAUGA
Messenger RNA from Protobothrops mucrosquamatus (brown spotted pit viper), 1008 nucleotides. RefSeq names its product 2-acylglycerol O-acyltransferase 2-A-like. Bases 1 to 1008 code for a protein of 335 amino acids. Lineage: Eukaryota; Metazoa; Chordata; Lepidosauria; Squamata; Viperidae. Gene Ontology annotation, cellular component: endoplasmic reticulum membrane. Gene Ontology annotation, biological process: triglyceride biosynthetic process; diacylglycerol biosynthetic process. Gene Ontology annotation, molecular function: 2-acylglycerol O-acyltransferase activity; diacylglycerol O-acyltransferase activity. The record is from RefSeq and is a predicted model, not a curated record. The transcript has 6 exons.